CGAGGGAGUUGCGGCCGCCAAUGAAAGGGGCCGAGCGGGCGGCGCGCCGGAGCCGCUGGAGCCGCCGCGCAGCCGGGCGCAGGGAGCGAGCGAGCGCGGGGGGCACGAGAUGUCGGGGAGCCAGCCGCCGGCGGGCAGAGGGGCCCCGUGCUGCCGCUGCCGAGGGACGUGCGCGGGCUUCGAGCCGCACCCCUGGAGGAAACUAUGCAGGUCGUGCAAGUGCAGCCAGGAGGAUCACAGCCUGAGCUCUGACGUGGAAGACGAUCGGAAAAUUGGCCGCCUGUUAUCGGACUCGAAGUACGCUACGCUCACUGCCAGGGUGAAAGGAGGCGACGGAGUCCGCAUCUACAAAAGGAACCGCAUGAUCAUCACCAACCCCAUCGUGUCGCGGAAGGACCCGACCUUCGACACCAUCACCUACGAGUGGGCUCCGCCAGGGCUGACCCAGAAGCUGGCCAUUCAGUACAUGGAGCUGAUCCCCAAGGAGAUGCAGCCGGUGGCGGGCACGGAAGGUGCCUACUACCGCCGGCGGCAGCUGAUGCGGCAGCUCCCCGUCUACGACCAGGACCCUUCCCACUGCCGCGGCCUCGCCGAGGGGGAGGCGAAGCUCAUGGAAGACUUUGUAAGGAAAUACAAGGCCGAUGCCCUGGGCGUCGGCGAGGUCGCGCUGCCCGGGCAGGGCGGCGGCGCGAAGGACGACGGGCAGCGGCAAGACAAGGCUGCAGGCAAACCCUGCGCCUCGGCCAACGGAGCCGUGGACAGCGUGCCCGCGGGAGGGCAGGCGCGCUGCGAGAUCUGCAAGCAGGCGGUGCCGGCGGAUUGCCCCGUCGUCUACGCGGACAGAGCCGGCUACUCCCGGCAGUGGCACCCGGCCUGCUUCGUCUGCUGCAAGUGCUCCGAGCCCCUCGUCGACCUCAUCUACUUCUGGAGGAACGGAGCGGUCUGGUGCGGCCGCCACUACUGCGAGAGCCUGCGGCCGCGCUGCGCCGGCUGCGACGAGAUGAUCUUCUCGGAGGACUACCAGCAGGCCGAGGGCAUGGCCUGGCACAAGAAGCACUUCGCCUGCCUGGGCUGCGAGACGCUGCUGGCCGGCAAGCCCUUCAGCCUCGACAGCGCCAGCCUCCUCUGCCUCACCUGCAGCCGGAGCAGGCGUCUCUAAACCCGGGCAGCGUGGAAGGCGCAGCUGGCCCCCAGGUCCAAGGCAGUUGGUGCAGUUUGACAAGCGCGUGAGAAGUGCAAGGUUUAAAAAAAAAAAAAGAAAAAGAAAAAAAAAUUUGCUCUUUGGGCUCGGAUCAGAGCCCGGCUAUUCACUCGCAAGCAGCUAACUACCCCCUGCGUCCUGUUCGUGUCUGAGGCGUGAGGUGUGCCUGGUGCAUCUUACUAGGAUGGGGUUUAAGCACAGUUUUUUUGUUGUUUAAAAAAAAUGAACAAACCUCUCAGCUUCUCAUGUUUAAGGCCUUGCAAUAUCCUCUUAGAAAUAACACAUCUCAAAAUUAAUUUUUGAUGUACUAAACCUAUGGCGAUGGCCAAUAACAAGGUGUUUCUUUAAAUCUGUACUGGAAGUUUACAUUAAUACAAUGCUGACAAUUGUACUAAAUCAGUGGUUUUAAAAAAUUUGAUUAACUAAAGUGAUUACUUUCUGAAAGCAAAUGAUAUGAAAUACCAGCAUUAUGUAGCUUUCUCCUCAUAAGUUUACAAUAACGUAAAGAUAAGUUAAGACUGGCAUACAGAAUGAUUGAUUUAACCUUAGCAAGAUAAAAACCUUGUAGAUCUACCCAAAUGGCAGAGUAGUUAUGGACAGCUGACUAAUUCAGCUAAUUUGAGUUUUAGACGUGAAACUGGAAUGCAGACAUUCCUGGCAAUUCCCCCCAGCACCUUGUUGCCCGGUUUUAUCUUGCUUGCCUCCUGCUACCUUGUCGUUUCAAGUGAGUGUGUUUUAAGAGAGGCAUUGUGUUCCCACAGCAAUACUGUAGUUAAGCAGUAAAAGUAUGGACCUUUAUUUCAGCUUGUUUUGACCAGGAAUUUUAUAGAAAACUUUUUAGCCUGAGCUGUCUUAGGUUUUUUUGGGUCUGACAUACCGCAAUGCCAGUUUUUUUUUCCUGUAACAUAUUGAUGCUGUCCAAGAAAGAUGUAUCUCCACUUCAGAGCCUGCAGAGCCGCUGUUCUGCCGGUGGCGGUCUCCGGCUCAGCUCCGCUUGCUCGGGAAGACCACUGCCGCCUUCCAGACGGGAUAGGGAUGGCAGCGUCCUAGAACCCAGCACUGAUCCGUUCGUGUGUUGUUCCCUGUGUCGUGCAAUGCUUCCGUUAGUCACAAACUACCUAGGAGUCCCGACUAGUAGAUGUCUGUGUGCUUGGUCUUUUUUCUUAUAUUAAAUGUCUACGUUAUUUGCCAGAAAACUGGAAUAUUCUUUGUAGAGGUGUAAGGAGCUCACAACUGCUAAGCUUUCUUUCCACUACAGAAGAUGCUGGCUGCCCACUUCCAGAGCAUACUCCCUGCUGUGGAGGCUUGCUUAAUUACUGUUAAAUAACUCGCAAACGAGAGCAUGCAAGUUGGGCAGCGGGGUGCACGAAGCAGGCUCCCACCUGUGUCCUUCUGCUCGCGUGGCCCGGCCCGAGCAGCUUGUCGACGCCUCGCACCCGGCGGUGACGAUACCUGCCCCUAGAGAGGCGUCCGUCCGAGCCCAUCACGGUUUUGGAGUAGGUGAGAGAGAGCCUUGGUGCAAAAGACGUGUCCAGACAGUGCCGGGGGUGAGCGUGGGCUGCUCUGGUGGAUGCCUCCAACCUUCCCCCGCCAUCCCUUGGAAUAGCUGAUAUUCCUGGACACGCUGGGAGAUCCAAAAUGAGUAGAUGAAACCCCCCUCCGGGACCAGAGCCGCACGUGGCGGGAAGGACGGGCGUGUGUCGCAGGGCUGCCCGUGGCCCGUGCGUCCGUCUGACCCAUCCCUGGUUCUACAGCAGCCGCGUCCAGCGUCGGGGGUGUCGCUUCCGGGAGCUCAGCGGGACGCGGGAAGUCGGCAGAAGACGCGUAGCCUCCACGUCUUGCUAGCAAUAAUUAAGCUGCCUUUGACUAGCUUUAGAUACAGGCACUUUGGUUGUUAGCAAAGGGGGGAUGAAGAAUUAAACCCAGUGCUUAACUUUAUUGCCUCUUUUUAUUUUGUUAAAAUGGAAACUUCCCAAAACCUUUGUAACUUUUCUUGAAGACACAGUGUAGUUCUAAACCCUGCUAUGUUAAGGCAGCCAAACGUGCAUAUGCUCAAAGUAAGCAGUGAUGGAAAUAGCCCGAAUCACUUAGGAAACGCUGCUUCGGCAAAGACACUCACAUCCAAACAGCAUUCCUUGCUGGAAAGUCAUUGUCCGUUUGUGCACGCAGCUGGUCGCCUCUUGCGGAGCGAUCGCCCACCAGCUAGGUGUACAGAGAGAAGACGCUGUUCCAGAGACGUGUAAAUCAGAUGCAACAAUCAAUAGAACACUGAGUUCUUAACAGCGAAAAACCAUUAAGUAAAUAACUGCCACCAUCACAAACCUCAGAUUGCUGCAGUCUUUUCCCUGGCUGUUUUUCUCUUUUGUUUUGCCUUGCCUUGGGCGGCUGUGUAGUCCUUGCGGUAUAUCUGUGUUAGAAUGAAUGCAGAGGAGGGGUGAGCCAGGGCCAUGACCAAAAGGGGAUGUUUCUGAAAUGCCGUGUCUGAACCGGGAUGCUGGGAGUCCCCGUGCCGGAGGCAGCCGGAGCUCCGCGUGGCCCCAGCGGUGCCUGGGCCGGGCAGCUCCCUGUGCCAGAAAGGAGCCUCCGGGGGCCCAGGAGCCCGGCUCAGUGCUCACAGGGUAGCGUGUGUCAAAUACUUAAAAAAAAAAAAGAAAAAAAAAAAAAGAAAAGAAAAGAAAAAAAAAAGAAAAAAAAAGGAAAAAAAAGAAAAAUCACUUUUUGCAGCAAAGUUCCCGGCGAGGUGGGUAGUCGGCGAGGCUGCAGGGGUGGUUGGGGCAUGGGUGCGUUCCUGGGCUAGGGCGAUGUUCGCGUGGGUCCCGUCCGGCAGAGGAAGGAGAAGGACCUCGUCCAUCUGCGGGUUUCUCCCCGUGUCUCCCAAAUAACCGUUAAUGACUUCGAGCUGGUAGCGAAACCAGAGCAGGUUGUAUAAACCCUUAAUGAAAGCUUUUGGUUUCAGUAUUCGUGUUCUCUGUAGCUCUUCUGCCUCCUCUCGACAUGCACGUCAUCUUUACCUAAAUAGUCUGACUGAAGCCAUUUCUGCAAGUAAGGAUUGCAGGAUCAGGUCUUUGAUUUCCAUCCUGAAAUAUUUUAUCAGCCUUUUUUUUCUGUUCCAUAGCUGUAAAUUUAGUAUAGCUGAAUUAAUUACAAUUAAGAUGUUUUUAUUUGUACAGAUGAGAGCAGAAUUAAGCCCAAUGUUUAAACUACAGGAAUGAGAACACGACUAUUACAGUCCUAAAACUUUUUGCAACUAAAAAUACUUGUCUAAAAUUCUGAGUAUCAGCAAUCAACACAUUUUUCUGGGUAUUCUACAUAAUGCUGCAGAUGCACUUUUUCUUAAAGAACUCGCUCUCCUACUCUAAUGUAGUGCUCUCAAGCUCGUUAAAUCUGGUCUUGCUUUCUCAUCCUCUCCGGACAACGGUAACCAAGCUGCUCUGCACUGUGUUCUGGCAGAAAGUCCACUUUGCAGAUAAGGAUCAUCUUCAGCGGUAGUGCCUCUGUCACGGGUUCCUCUUACGGGGUUGUCAGCUCUGUCUGCCGGCCUCCCACUACAGUCAGCAGCAGCUCCUUUCUUCAGUCCGUCCCCGUAAAUGCAGUGCUCCAUUGCUAAUGGCGUUAUUCAGCUAUUUUCAGAUAAAAUACCACUGCAGCAUGUUCUGGUUUGGAUUCUGAUUUUGUGAAAUAUAAAUUGUAAUUCUCCUCCAACGUCCCUGUUUCAGCAUGCACGUGCUCGCUUUGGGUCUUCUGGACUGCUGGCAUCCACUGCAGCUUUCGGGUAUUUCUGUAGCCUGUAACAUACUUUCUGCUUAAAAAAAAAAAAACCAAAAAAACCAAAAAACCUCACUGUAAUUGAACAGCUUUGCAAAAUACUGUGCAUUAAAUUAAUGGAUUUAACAGCUCAAACCA
This is a messenger RNA of Dromaius novaehollandiae (emu), 5104 nucleotides long. RefSeq names its product LIM and cysteine rich domains 1 (gene LMCD1). Gene Ontology annotation, molecular function: zinc ion binding; transcription corepressor activity. The transcript has 6 exons. The coding region runs from base 110 to 1159 and encodes 349 amino acids. The record is from RefSeq and is a predicted model, not a curated record. NCBI's taxonomy places the organism in Eukaryota, Metazoa, Chordata, Aves, Casuariiformes, Dromaiidae. Gene Ontology annotation, cellular component: nucleus.